AUGGCCACCACCAAGCGCUUUCCCACGCUCGUGCAGCUGGAGCAGCGGGGCGGGACGCCAUUCCAGGUGCUGGGCGACAACGCCAAGCAGCCCUACUGGUUCCACACGGAGUACCUCAAGAGCCCGAAUACGGUUCACCUAGAGGCGUGGCUGGUGGAAGCGAUCUUCGGCCCCGGUGGAGAGCACAUUCCGCACGUCGAGUGUGUGUCGCAGACCCUGCUUCGCAUUAACCAGUGGGACCCCGAAGGCGAGGCUGAGAUCCUGAUCUUUGGCCGGCCUCCUUACCAAAAGGAUGUGUCCAAGAUGAUUAUGAACUUGGCUCACUAUUACCGCCAACUCCGGGCACAAGGUUCGCUGAAGAACGCUGCCCAGCAGGCCGAGCCAUGGAACUUCUCCGAUGCAGUCCUGGUGGCUGCGCUCCAGGCCUCCCCAGACAAAGUCUGAGUGGCCAAGAGCCAGUGAUCCCCCGACAAAGUCCGGGAGGCCACGACCCAGCGGUCCCCCAACGCUGUCCAAGAGAAGGCGACCCAGCGGUCCCCCGAUGCUGUCCGGGAGAUGGGGACCCAGCGGU
This is a messenger RNA of Myotis brandtii (Brandt's bat), 571 nucleotides long. RefSeq names its product KHDC3-like protein. The record is from RefSeq and is a predicted model, not a curated record. The transcript has a single exon. Lineage: Eukaryota; Metazoa; Chordata; Mammalia; Chiroptera; Vespertilionidae. Gene Ontology annotation, molecular function: RNA binding. The coding region runs from base 1 to 444 and encodes 147 amino acids. Gene Ontology annotation, cellular component: apical cortex; protein-containing complex.